This is a messenger RNA of Angiostrongylus costaricensis, 849 nucleotides long. The record is from the annotation of a GenBank genome assembly. NCBI's taxonomy places the organism in Eukaryota, Metazoa, Nematoda, Chromadorea, Rhabditida, Metastrongylidae.
AUGUUCAGAACUCAGAAUAUACGUCAAACAAUAUUCAUAAACGGUGAAUAUUUCCUCAACAACGGGCUUCAAAAAGUGUUUUUAUUCAAUUGUUGCUUCUACCUAAUUAAUGUGUACACAUUUUCAGUUGAUGUGAAAUUACCGUUCACGGCUGAAGUGUUCCUGCAGAACAUGAUCACAUGCACUGGAUAUCUUCUAGUCAUUAUAUGGGUGUUUCCGGCGUUUCUAGUCGCUUGCGUUCCACUUAUGGCCAUAUUUUUGCUUUUCGUGACUUGCUUCCGUGCUGGAAUCAGAAGUUUAAAACGAUCCGAAAAUAUAUCUCGGUCGCCGCUUUUCGACCACAUCACUACUACUAUUGAGGGUUUGGCUUGUAUUCAUUCCUAUGGCCAAGCGACGCGGUUCAUGGAAACGUUAAAGCAUUACUUGGAUGCAAACAGUGAAAAGCACCCUUAUUUACGGAUUAUGUCGAAUGUGCACUACGUGUUAUAUUACAGCGGUGCUGUGUUCAUGUUCCAGUCUGCAAUGAGGUGGUUAGCAGUGUGGUUAGAUCUGCUGGUGGUAAUGAUCACCUCAAUCGUCGCUUUCUUUAUUGUAGUUCUCACCGGUACUCUUUCACCGGCCGAUGCUGGCAUGGCGCUUGCCUUUGCUGUACAAAUGAGUGGCAUUUUUCAAUUCGCCGUUCGAACGCAAACAGAGCUGGAGGCGAAAAUGACAUCAGUUGAACGUGUUGCUUAUUAUUCUGAAAAUAUUCCUCCAGAGGGUGAAUGGGAAACUGCCAAAGGAGUCGAUGUGCCAAAAGAAUGGCCUCAGAAUGGACAGAUCAAUUUCCACAGUGUAAAGUAUGUUUAG